AUGUACGCUCCGGGUUCCAUCAAAAGACAAAAAACCACAAGAGAAGCUACAAGAAGUGCUGAAAGUAGCUCUGAAAAUUUUCAUGGAAUAGGUCGUGUCGAGUAUAAAUCAGAUGCUUCUUAUAACAUCGAAGAAAAUUUGUAUUAUCGUUAUUAUAAUGCUUCUGAACGCAUCCAUGGGAGACCGAUGGAAGAGUGGCUUAGACCCAGCGUGUUCUUGGGACAAGCUUUCACUCCAGGCUUAGUUCAACGGCCCUGGUGUGAAGAUGGAACAAGCCUGGAUAGCUACAAAAAGAGCAUUAGAGCCAUGUUUGAAUUAUGCAUUAAAUUGGGAAUCAAGUAUUGGUCGGGUUACGAUAAGAACAUUGCACCAGAGGGAGAUAAUUUCGAUGAGAAUCAGAGCAAUUUCGAUCAAAUGGUUGACCUUAUCAACGAGUAUCAACAGAAAACUGGAGUCAAACCGUUAUGGAUUGGAGUGGAUUUGAAAACGCACAGCAGGUAUAAAAAUGGAGCUGCAACUAGCACCGAUGCAAAUAUUGUUACUUACGCUGGUUAUCAAGUAAAAAAAGCUUUGGACGUUGCGCAUAAACUCAAUGCGGAAUGCUUUUUAUUUAACGGAGAACAGGAAGGCUAUGAAAGCAUUAUAAAUACCGAUUUGGCAAAGGAAAUGAAACAUUAUUCCAGAUUCCUGAAGAUGAUCGUCGAGCAGAGAGAUAGAAUCGGUUACAGGGGCCAACUUUUGAUUCAAACCAAUCACGAAAACUUGCAGAAGAAUCGAUAUAAUUUCGAUUUGUACAGCAACUUGGCACUUCUGAAGCACUACAACUACGAUCGUUAUUUCAAAGUUAACGUUAAAGCAGGACAUGAUUUUUUCAUGGCCAAUGCUUACGGAUCCGUCGGUUGUAUUGAUAUUAAAAAUAAUGACCUAAUGGACGUUACCAAAGCUUCAUUGCUUUUAAGAACUGUCAUAGAGAGCGGGGGUGUGGCUCCAGGCGGACUGACUUUUUACUUACCCAAUCACAACGCGUAUUUCGAAGCAAAGGACUUAGCUGUUGCUUUUGUAACUUCAAUUGAUUCGUUCGCUAAAGCAUUACGUUUAGCCGUAAAACUUGUCAACGAUGUUCAGAUUAACAAAAACAUUCAGAUGCGAUAUUUAAGUUUCGCGUCCGGUUGGGGCGCGAAGUUCACAGGAUCCGACGCAUCGUUUGAAGAUUGCGAAGAGCUUUGCAAGAAGUUUCAGGAAACCAACACCAAUUUGAACACGAACGCUUCACGAUCGGAACAUUGGUCUGCAGUUCUCACUCGUUACAUAGAAGCGCCGUUGAAAUAA
Nicrophorus vespilloides is the source of this 1329-nucleotide messenger RNA. Its product is annotated as xylose isomerase-like. The coding region runs from base 1 to 1329 and encodes 442 amino acids. Gene Ontology annotation, molecular function: xylose isomerase activity. Lineage: Eukaryota; Metazoa; Arthropoda; Insecta; Coleoptera; Silphidae. Gene Ontology annotation, biological process: carbohydrate metabolic process. The record is from RefSeq and is a predicted model, not a curated record. The transcript has 5 exons.